AUGGCAUCCCAUCAAGAUACAGAUAUCUUCAUGGCCAAUGCCCCAUAUGAUAUCAGGGAGUUUGUCAGACAACGGGAGUCCGAGAAGGGGCAGCUUUCCAUUCCCUCCAAGCCAAGGGUUGGGCUGCUUUCGCAUACAGUAGUGCCUAGUCCAACCAUUCAAUGGAUACUACCAGCACAUCUGAGGAGUCAGCGACACAAUGAUGUGGUCUUCGUCGGUGAUCGUCACAUACAAAUUCGAGAAGCCGUUUCGGGGAUCCAUUUGGAAGAUGUCACUUCGAAAUCCGACUUCGAUGCCCAGAUUAUGGCCGCAAAGGUGAUCAACGUGGGCACGGAAUUGCCAUGGGAAACUCAGAUGAAACAGGGUGCCGGUCAUUUAGCAACAGAUGAAUCUCAGGAUGAUUUGCCUCCUCAGGUUUUGGUCAUGAGUCUAGCCUCGAGAGAGCUGGUUUUCCUUUAUUAUUCGAUAGCUGGCGAGGGCCAAUUUGUCAGUUAUCGACGGCCUUUGCCCAACGAUGUCAAUUUGUUCGAGCAGUUUGGGCGAAAUGUCGCCGUGGAGCCACGGUCUCGCGCAAUAGCAGUCAGCGCAUCGUGUGAUUACUUUGGCAUCUUCAUGCUCAAAGAACCACGAAUCCUCCAGUCCCAGAUGACAAACCAUCAGCUGGAUCCAAUACUAAAGGAACGGUUCUUCCGUGUCGACGGCGACAUACUAUUUAUGGAAUUCCUCUAUCCCAAAUCAGAAGGUGAGAACAAGAUCAUUCUACUGCUCCUAGUUGCCCAAAAUCAGAUUACCCAUGCCAUCUGCUACGAGUGGGAUGCGAAUAUUCCUCUGCGAAAUGCUCCACCACGGGUUACACGGAGGUUACUACCGUUUGAGGACAGACUGCCAACCAUGGUCAUCCCAUUGACCAAAACGUCGUCGUUUAUGCUCGUGACCCCUAGCUCAAUGGCAGUCUACAAGAACAGGUUGGAUCCUCGCAGGCAACCCAGCCGGUACCCAUUGCCUAUCUGUGAUAAGCAAGCGCAACGGUCACCGCUCUGGACUCGAUGGGCGAGACCUCUGCGCAACUGGAUUUACAAUCAGAAGCAUGACGACAUCUACCUGUGCCGUGAAGAUGGCAGGAUCUUCUACCUUGAAAUCGGAAACGAGGGUGAAAUCGAGAACCAAACCUUCCUUGGACUACUUGACUGCGACGUGGACGCGGCUUUCGAUACGCUUGAUAUUGGGCACGAGGGUGGUGAUCUUCUGCUAGCUGCAGGGAAUAUGGGCGACGGUGGAUUAUUUGUGCAAAAAGCGCGUGACCAUCCGCGAUGUGUCCAGAAGUUCAUGAACUGGACCCCGGUGACAGAUUCUGUGGUCGUCAAGUCCACAGCCCAUGAUUCCUUGGCGGCAGAAGUUGCCUGUGACCGAUUGUUUGUAAGCUCUGCAUCUACCUUUGGGAAAGGUGCAGUCUCUGAGCUUCGAUAUGGAAUUGAGGCGCAGAUUGGCCUGGCAGUGGCACUGGAGGGGCUAUCCAGCACAAGAGACAUAUGGACCAUGGCAGAUAACGUAAAUGGGGGAGUUUGCAUUCUAACCACUGAUCCUAUUUCAUCACUUCUUAUCUAUCUUCCCGCUGAUUUCGGUGAGGAGAUUUGCGCCAUCGACGAGGAAGAAUCAGGCCUAGACUUCUCAUGCCAAACUUUGGCGGCAGGUUGCACUCAGUUUGGUGCAAUUGUUCAAAUAACUGAAAAAGCGGUGCAUCUCGGGGCUGUUGCUGAAUCUCCAGGUGUCCGCCAUGGCUAUGACCCUGCUGAAAGUGUUGCAACUGCAGCUAUCAAUGAAUCGGCUGGGCUGGUUGCGAACGCUGUUCGUUCACAUAAGGGGACACAACUUCACAUUAUCCGGAUAAAUUCGACGGGUAGCCAACACCAGCUGUCUGACAUUGGUGCACGGAUUUAUGUCAAUCAUGAGCCUAUUUCCAUGUCCAUUGAGCGCCUUGGCUUUUCUUGCUUUGCCUUCAUAGGGACAGGUAGCGGAAAAUUGCUGAUCUACCGCGUUGUAGAGGAAACAAUUACCUUCUUAAUUGAUAUCGAUAUCAACGUGGAAGGGAGUGUCGACAUUUCAAAGGCUAUUGAGAGCCUCGCGAUCAUAAGCAUUGCCACAGGUGAUUCGUCAGAAAAGGCUAUUCUAUUCUGCGGUCUGCGAAGUGGAAUUCUGGUCUCUUUGGCGGUGACCGUCGACAAUGACAAUAUUAACUCGCCUAUCAGCAUGCAGCAAGGCAUUCCACAACGGCUGGGGCACACCUCCGUCAAGGUACAGAGCAAGGGAAAUGCUGCAUUAUUGACAUGUGGAGAGGGCUUCUGGCAGGUCUCACGUGUUGAAGAUGGAGACCUACCUGAGUACACUCUACAACGAGUUUGGAUCACUGACCAAAACAACCCCGCGUACUACCCGAAGAGCAUCUACGGAUUUACGACUAGCAAUGUGGUCAAUCCGAAUAUGGACGAUGCCUUCAAUUCACUUUUCUGCGUUGCAGAUGAGCAAUUGUUUAUCUGUACACUGGACCGCGAGGCGAGGACAGUCCCACGACGAAUUAAUCUACCUGGAAGUGCCAACAAGCUGGCUUAUUCAAAACACCUGAAGAGUCUUAUUGUAUCCUAUACCCAGACUGAACUCGAUACAAGCUUGGAUCCUGUCAGACGUUCUACGCGUCCGAUGCUUGAGUUUAUUGACCCAGACUUUCAGGACUCAGCAAUCAGCUUGCCUGGUACUGAAGAUGGACCCCAAUUAUGGAGACCACAAGGAGCGGCUGGUGAGAAAAUCACUUGUAUUCUGGAGUGGACGCCUCGAAAAGGAGAUGAAGAAUACCAUCUCAUCGUUAUCGGGACGGCCCGCAAGAAUCAGCAGGAACGAGGCCGGGUCAUCUUCCUGCAGACAUCCCGGGAUGCGUCCAAUGCAUCCCAGAUCGAAUGUUCUGUCAAAUACGUACAUAAGUUCGAGGGACCAGUAUAUGCCAUUGCACCCUAUGGUCCAUUUACGUUAAUGGUCUCGUCUGGUAAUGAGAUUAUUCCAUUGGAGCCCAAGUUCUCCCGAACACGAUGGGGUCGAGCCGCAAGGUACUCAACAGUAUCGCCGGCGAUCUCUAUAUCAGCACACGAGCCAUAUGUGUACUUGUCGACAGCAAGAGAAUCGCUUAUGGUGCUCAAGGCCUCUGACGAUAAAUUGAGUAUGUAUGCGUACGACCGUCACCGACAUGAUGGGUUAUCUCAUGUUCACAUUGGUGGGCCAUUGAACCUCACCGUUGCCAGUAGCAGGGGCGGCACUGUCAGCGUGUUAACAGAGAGAGGAGUCACAGAAACAGACAAGAUGAUGCCACAUUCUCUAUGCGAGGCCCAUCUUCCACUGUCCGUGAUGAAACUAAGCCUUGGUUCCAAGCUGUCUCCUCUGAACUCUUCUUCGCGAGUACUCUACGGAAGCACAAUCAACGGCACCACAUACCGAUUCUUGACUCUGGGGGAGAAAGACUGGCGACUCCUCCGUCUAUUGCAGAACAUGUGCGAGAAAGACCCUCGCAUCUGUCCCUUCAAGCCAAAACGCAAGCGUCUACGCAAUCCCGUGGAAAGCGAGUCUAUCGAGUCUUCUCCUUCUCAGAUGCAUGUUGACGGUGACAUUUUGAGUCGCUUGGUGGCCCACGGCGCUGGUUAUCUGCAUAGAAUGCUGGUCUCUGGGGAUCUCUACGAUCCUUCUUCACACGAUACCGGUACAAUACAGGCUACUAUGGAGCGGUUUUCUGUGUUGUCGGAGGAUGUUCUGGGAAGGUCGACGAACCAGGUCGAGGCGGUUAUGAAGUGGUUGAGGAAUAUGCUUCAUAUGCAAUUCUAG
Molecule: messenger RNA, 3861 nt
Organism: Aspergillus chevalieri
Lineage: Eukaryota; Fungi; Ascomycota; Eurotiomycetes; Eurotiales; Aspergillaceae
Gene: thtA
Product: protein thtA
Exons: 5
Coding region: 1-3861 (1286 amino acids)
Biological process (GO): mRNA splicing, via spliceosome
Cellular component (GO): U2 snRNP; nucleus
Molecular function (GO): U2 snRNA binding; protein binding
Source: RefSeq, a predicted model, not a curated record